ACUCAGGCGGGAUCGGUUGCGUAAAUACUUUUGAAAGGCCCUAUCAGCGCGGGGGGCGGCACGUUUGAUCUGUGCGUGGGCUCUAACGGUGGCGAGUCCGGGCAGUGAGCGGCCUGCGCCAUGGAUGCUGAGGGUUGGUCGGAUCUCCGGCUGCUGCACGAUCUCAAGAAAAGCCGCAGCCGUUUCCAGACGCUCAUGCAGCGGCUGAUAGCGAAGUACAACCAGCCAUUUGAGGACGACCCGCUGGUGCAGAUGGCCACGCUGACCUACGAGACGCCCCAAGGAUUGAGAGUUUGGGGAGGAAAGCUGAUAAAGGAAAGAAACAAGGAACAAACUCAGAUGAUUGCCAGAUUAAAGAGGCAGAGUCCAGAUGGCAGUUCAGAAAGCAGCAGUGCAGAUACAAGCGCAGAAGAGGAGCGUCGGCUAGCGUGCACCUUGACGCCUGCAGUGCCUGGAAGCCCCUGGAAAAAUGAUUUAAGAAGGAAGUACUUGAGCCAGGUGGAUAUCCUGCUUCAAGAUGCAGAGUAUUUUAAGAGCGCAGAGAAGAGAGACGGAAAAGACACACUCGUGACCUGGGUUCCUUCCUUACCUGUCACACCAGCCCCUGGAUGCCAGGAUAGUAUCUCUGCAGAGAGCUUUGGCAUCCCUGAAGUGUCAGCUUCGUCCUCCAGAGACUCGAGUCCCUCAAACCCUUGCCCAGAUGACAUGGCCAUUAUACCUAGAAAUGACAGCUUCUCCUUACUAGAGACCAGCAGCAACAGCUUAAGCAACCAGUCCCUUGAGGAUGACAUUUGCAAUGUGACAGUCAGCGAUUUAUACGAAGGCAUGAUGCAUUCAAUGAGUAGGCUCCUGAGCUUAAAGCCCUCGUGCAUAAUCUCCACCAAGACCUACAUCAACCGGACCUGGAACCUCAAGAGGAGGCUCCCACGUAAGAGUGGGGUGCACGUGAACAGGACAUUCUGCCACAGGAGCAAGCCCUCCCAGAGGAGCUCCAAGAAGGGGCCCUGCUCAGAGCCAGGGAAAGAGGCCAGAAUAUUAAGAGACUGCAGGAACGUAUUGCACAUUGCUCCCCACAAGACAGACUUAAAACUGGAAAGGGGAUCUCUUGAAGGAAGCAAACUCCAAGUCCAUAAAUUCAGUCCAGCUUGGAAGGAGCUUCAGGGGACACCUCAGAAGUAUUUAGACUUAAACCGGAUGUACUACCUUGAGCGAGAAAACAGACUGAAGACCUUGCAGUGGCUAAUCUCACCUGUUAAAGCACUCCCCAGACCCAGGAUGCUUCCGAGUCGAGCAGAGAAGUGCCACAGGGAGAUUGGAAGGAAAUUUGACCAACUUCAUCAGGAAUGUUGCCUGUCUUCUGGGAAACAGCCUCGCCUGGCUGGCCCCACAGAGUCCUGGGCUGUAGAUGUGUACAGAGGUAGUUCUAGAAGCCCAGGCAGCCCCCAGGGCAUAAAAACCCACAGGCUGAGUUUACUUUUCAACAGAGGAAAGAGGUCAAGUGAGGCUUUGGAAGACCUGAGCGAAAUGUCUGUCAAAGCCAGUAGAUGUCUCCCAAGGAACGAUCCUGGUCCAUCACUGUCAGAGGACAGCGCCUCACAAAGCCCAGGCCAAUCUCAACAGAUGUCUGGCCUUUUCCUUCAAGGACAUAAUUCUGGACCAAUCAGAAAGGCAGUAUCGCCCAGUGUAGCAAUUUCAGCACCAUGGAUAGGCCCUCAGGGUUGUGGGAGGAAUCGCUAUGAUGAGAUUAAAAAAGAAUUUGACAAGCUUUAUCAGAAGUAUUGCCUGAUGUCACCUCAGCGGGUGAAGGAGACCUCUCACGUUCCAGUACCUCCAGUGAAAGCUGGUGCAGCUGUUCCUAGUCAGACAGAGGACUUAAGAAAAUUAAAUCCAGACUCUGGAUUCCAGAGUUCCCCCAAAUUGUCAACAUCUCCUGGCUGGAACAUAAGAAGCCCACAAGACUCAAUUCCAGUUGAGGCACACAUGUCUGCAUGGACUACUAGCACUACUGUGAGAGACCCUCAGUUCCCAACAAAGAGGCGCAAGUUGUCGUACCCUCCCACGUGUGCGCACCAGGCCGAGUCUCAGGAUUCCUCAGGAACAGCAAGCAAAGCCAUGCUCUGGGCAGAAAAGCAGGCCGACCCCGAGGGGCCUGACUGCUGAUGAGGCGUUUCUGUCUGUUGGGCAUGGUGUUUAUGUGUAUCAAGUAGCUGCUGUGGGACAAGACUCUAUGGCAAACACUUCUGUUUCUCUUGUUGGAGAUGGGACUCGGGGCAUCACUUGCUAAGCAGUCUACAACUGCAGCCCCCUGUAGCCACUCAGCCUCUGUCCAGCCACCCACCCUGCUCUGCAUCACACCAUCAUCUCUGUCCUUUCAUGUGGAAUGUUAGUGGUACCUUGGCCACCCAGCCAAGCUCAGCCAUUAUCAGCCAUUAUUGCUUCUCCUGAUCAGGUUCAGGAGGAUCCUCAAUGGUAUUCUUUCUCUUAAUUUUAAUUAUUUGCCUUGUCUCUACUCCCCUCCCCCAUAUCCUCACAGUCUAUACUUCUGCCUCGGCACCUACCCAUGCUUCCAGAGGACAUGGUAAACAUGGGUAAAUCCAUGGGUUAGGGCAUAAUACAGAACCCUUGGCUUGAUCUUUGGAGCUCUGGAUUUUAUUUUUUCUUUUUGGGGGAAUUUUUGUUUCAUUUGGUUUUUGAGACAGGUUCUUACCUAAUUAAGGACUGACCUUGGCUUCACUGUGUAGUCCAGAUGGUCUUGAGUUCCUGAUCCUCUCGCCUCUGCUUCCCAAAUGCUGAGAGUAUUUUUGUUUCCUAAUUUAUUUCCAUGGGUAAAGUACUUUGUGAACUCUAUCUUCCUGGUUGAAAUUCCAGGAAGGGACCUGCCUAUGAUCAGGCCACAGCAGGGCUAGACCUGUAGAGCAACCCAUGACAACUGGGUCUCUGGCUGCCUGGUGUGGCAGUCGUCCAUAGCAGGGUGCACCUACCAACAGUAUCCUUGUUUUUGGUCUAGAGCUGUGUGCCUAACUGCCUCGACCUCUUGAGCCCUUUCCUAGACCAGACUGCCACCUUGUGUCUCAGUGGCCUGCUCUGGACACUGGGAGUGACUGUGAGUGUGCUCAUAGUCAGGUCUCCUCAGCGUAACCUGAGAUCCUCUGAUGGGAAGGACAAGGUCUCUAAAACCGAAGCCCAUAGCGCCCAUCCUCAUCUAGCCCCUGUGUCCUCAGCCUUCUGCUCAUGUCCCCAGCUGUCCCAGGAACACAGCUGUGUCCCCUGCCCUCCCGUCUGGACCUUCUUCCUGCUCUUGAUCCUAUAAAAUCCUGCCACUUCGUUUUAAACCCUGUUCUUGUUUUUCUGAGACCGGUCUUGCUGUGUAGUCCAAGCUAAUCUUGACCUUGUGGCCCUCCUGCCCAACCUUCCUAAGUAGGGGUAUACAUGCACAGGAGCGCCUGCCUUUAACUUCCUUCUGUUUUCUUUCUACUUCAGUUAUAAGUCACUUGGAGAGGGGAUCAGAUCUCCACAUUCAGUGAUAACAUGAAGGCCAUUACUAGCUAGUGCCUUCUUUGUGUGAAGCCAGUGAGCCUUUUGUAUGCCUUACUCAAUCCACAUGAGAACCCUUUGGUGAGAUGGGCAGGUUCUGUCUCAUGGUAAGAAGAUAUGCUGUGUCUGCUAACUCCUAAAUUCACUCAAGUUGGGCCAAGACUUAAGCCCAAGGACUUAGCAUGGGGCACAUGGCCUGCUGGGAUAACAGCAACCUUUGUCAUUAAUGCUAUUGCUGUAGUGUGCCUUGAGUUAUUUAGCACGAUGGAGUUUCCCAUCGUGGUCAUAGACAUUUAUAUGAGUGCAGUAGAGUAGAAGUUAGGCAUUCAGCAGCUGGCCUGAAGCACUAUUGGGGUUGUACAAAGAACUCUUUCAUCGUUCAGGAUGGAAAUGAUUUUUAGGAAAACCCAAAGUUUAAAAAUGUUGCCUUGCCUCUAGUUGUGCUUUUAGAUGGGGUCUCUGUCACUGUGUCACCCAGGCUGGCCGUAGAUGCACCUCAAGUAUGCAGUCCCAUGACUGUUCUACCUUUGCUUUGCCUGUGUGUUGCCCUGCUUGAAGUGUCUGUCCUUAAUGCAGCUCUGGGGCAGCCGGUGUCAUGGGAAGUGCCUGGUGUGAUUCUGCAAUAAAGUUAACAUUUUCAGUGUCAA
Messenger RNA from Peromyscus eremicus (cactus mouse), 4181 nucleotides. It is a transcript of the gene Hjurp, whose product is annotated as Holliday junction recognition protein. The transcript is spliced from 8 exons. Gene Ontology annotation, cellular component: chromosome, centromeric region. Gene Ontology annotation, molecular function: histone binding. The record is from RefSeq and is a predicted model, not a curated record. Lineage: Eukaryota; Metazoa; Chordata; Mammalia; Rodentia; Cricetidae. The coding region runs from base 121 to 2160 and encodes 679 amino acids. Gene Ontology annotation, biological process: CENP-A containing chromatin assembly.